This is a messenger RNA of Ostrinia furnacalis (Asian corn borer), 892 nucleotides long. Its product is annotated as trypsin, alkaline C-like. NCBI's taxonomy places the organism in Eukaryota, Metazoa, Arthropoda, Insecta, Lepidoptera, Crambidae. Gene Ontology annotation, molecular function: serine-type endopeptidase activity. The coding region runs from base 61 to 831 and encodes 256 amino acids. The record is from RefSeq and is a predicted model, not a curated record. The transcript has 4 exons. Gene Ontology annotation, biological process: proteolysis.
AGGGCGUAUAUAAACCGUUAACAUACUUUUUAGUUUGAAUUGAACUUCUUUUGCAAAAAGAUGGCGUCGGCUUUUGUGUUGGCUCUGGCCCUAUUCGCAGCUGCAGCGUCAGCCAACCCCGCUCGCAUCAUCGGGGGCAGUUCGACCUCUAUUGAGACCUGGCCUUCCAUCGUGCAGGUGGAGUCGACCGUCGGCGGCAUCUUCUGGUCCCAUCACUGCGCUGGUAGCAUCCUCAACUCCGUAUCCAUCCUCUCUGCGGCCCAUUGCUUCGCUGGAACUGGAUACGAUGCAUCCAACCGCCGUAUCAGGGCUGGAUCCAGCACUCUUGAGUCCGGUAUCAUCGUCUACGUGGCCCAAGAGAACAACCACCCCAGCUACGGCCAGAACGGCAACGAUGGUGACAUCACGGUCGUGAGGCUGAGCUCAGCUCUCAUCUUCAGCUCCACCAUCGCGCCUGGGUCCAUCGUCGCUGCUGGCACCACCAUCCCUGGUAACCUGCCCGUGACCAAGCUCGGAUGGGGAGUUACCGCGGUCGGCGGAGACCGUGCUGAGGAGCUCCAAUCCAUCCAAGUGCUGACCCUGGACAACUCAGUCUGCGCUUCCAACUACGCCACUCUCUCAUCCUCUCCCCAAGUCACUUCUAACAUGAUCUGCGCCGGUUCCUCCACUGCUGAUGCUUGCGUGGGUGACGGCGGUGGCCCAGUCUACUUCGGCAACAUCAUCGUCGGUGUCAUCUCCUGGGGUAACGGCUGUCUUCAGGAUGGCUUCCCUGGCGUCAACACCGCCGUCUCUCCUUACACUCCAUGGAUUGUGGCCACCACUUCAUCUUAGAUAUUGACAUGUUAUACCUAUUUAAUUCCACUUUUGUAAAAUAAAUGGAAUAAGAGAUGAA